Colletotrichum gloeosporioides is the source of this 2259-nucleotide messenger RNA. Its product is annotated as Secondary metabolism regulator LAE1. Gene Ontology annotation, molecular function: methyltransferase activity. NCBI's taxonomy places the organism in Eukaryota, Fungi, Ascomycota, Sordariomycetes, Glomerellales, Glomerellaceae. The transcript has 17 exons. The record is from RefSeq and is a predicted model, not a curated record. Bases 1 to 2259 code for a protein of 752 amino acids.
AUGGCCGACUCGUCAAAGGCCCAACGUUCGCCAACGGGUUCACCUCCCGCGGAGAAGACGACGUCCCCUGAAAGAUCCAAGACUGCAUCCCCGAAGUCCAAGACUGCGUCUCCAGCGGCGCCCGGUUCACCCGAGGCUGUUGCUCCCCAAGUUGAUAAUAACAUCGAAGUUGAUAACACCACCGGUGAUGCUGCCAUUGUAACCGACGAUCAAUUUUUUACGCUGUGGUCCGAGGUUGAUGUUUUAGAUCGGCAUACACUGCAUCUGUUACUUCGAGUGUUCUUGACUAUCCAACGGAGCAUGGUCGACGAUACCAUGCGUUUCGCGCCGGAGAGAGAAUUGGAUCGCCUCGACUUUCUUUCUGCGCUUAUUGUCAAGACCGUUGGAAAACUCUACUAUGCACCUUUGGAGCCAGAAAAGACCAACCGAAUUCUUGACAUUGGCACCGGAACCGGGAUCUGGGCAAUCGAAGUGGCGGAGUUCUUCCCUAACGCGGAGAUUAUUGGAAACGACUUAAGUGCUACUCAGGAGACUUGGGUCCCGCCGAACGUCAAGUUCGAAGUCGACGAUGUCGAGAGUCCGUGGGUUAGGAGAUCAUACGACUACAUCUUCUGCCGCUCCAUGGCAGGCGCUAUUGCAGACUGGCCGAAAUUAGUCAACAAUAUCUUUGCAAAUACCAACCCAGGAGGCUGGGCUGAAUUUGAAGACUGGGACCUUCUGUACCGGUCGGAUGACGGCUCAUAUAAUGAGAAGCACCAGACGCAUAAAAUGCUGAACAUGUUUUUUGACGCGUGUAAGAUCAUCGGUCGCGAGGCGCGGCCGGGUCCCCUGAUUCCGCAAUGGCUCGAGGACGCUGGCUUUGUCAACAUCGUCCAUCACAGAUACCCGAUACCCGUUGGACCGUGGGCUAGGGACCCCCACUACAAAGACAUCGGGAUGAUGAACCUUCACCAAGUGCUCGAUGGUCUCGAGGCCUUCAAUCUGAGACUUUUCACCGGAGUUCUUGGCUGGACCGAGGCGGAGGUCCAGGUGCUUCUCGCACAGUGUCGCAAGGAAUUGAAGACGGGGGCAUUUCAUGCAUACAUAAACUUAGCAGAACAGGCGACGGCAGACGCAGCAUCCCCAAAGUCUUGGACCCUCCCUUCAAGGUCAAAGACCGCCUCACCCACUGUGCCAGGCUCUACCCCUGAAGGGCACGCGGCUCGCGAUGAGGGUGGUGAUACCGGGGCUCAGCAAACCCCGAUUGAGGUCGAUGAACAGGUUUGUCUCGCCCUUUCCCGAACGUUGAUGCCUUUUCUCAAAGCACGAAUUCUUGAUUUCAACAUGCGCUCAUUGUGUAGAUCUGUUUCCGCGUAUACGAAAUCGCUGAGCUCUAGCGUGGUCGAUUACCCUACCGAGCAUGGUCGCCGCUACCAUGCCUUUCGCCACGGUGCAUACUAUGGUCCCAACGAUGAGGCCGAGCUCGACCGUCUUGACUUUCUGUCUGAUUUCCUCAUUAAAGUGAUGGAGGGGAAGCUUUAUCACGCUCCAAUUGACUCCAAUCGGGUCCAUCGAAUCCUGGAUAUUGGCACCGGAACCGGAAUUUGGGCCGUUCAGAUUGCCGAUGAGUUUCCCAAUGCUGAGGUAAUUGGAAACGAUCUGAGCCCCGUUCAGAUGGAAUGGGUUCCGCCUAAUGUCAAAUUCGAAGUUGAUGACGUCGAGAGCCCUUGGAUCGGGCCAAAGUAUGACUUCAUCUUCAGCCGUACUAUGGCGGGAGCAAUUGCAGACUGGCCUCAACUGGCGAAGAAUGUCUUCGAGAACACUAAUCCAGGCGGUUGGGCUGAAUUCCAAGACUGGGACAUUGUCUAUUAUUGCGACGAUGGCACUCUCACCGAAGAUACUUACACUAUGAAGAUGGACAGAAUGUUUCUUGAGGCUUGUCAGAUGAUAGGCCGGGACCCAUGCCCUGGCCCUCAACUUGAGGGCUGGCUGAAAGACGCUGGAUUCGUUAACAUUCGCCACAAAAUGUUCAAGAUUCCGAUAGGCACAUGGCCGAAGGAUGCGCGUCUGAAAGAUCUUGGGCAUAUGAACGUGAUCCAGAUCAUGGACGGGCUCGAAGCUUAUAAUAUGAGGCUCUUUACCUCAGUCCUUGGGUGGACUCAAGUGGAGGCCCAGGUGCUCUUCGCCGAAGUGCGAAAAGAGAUGAUGUCUAACCGUUACCAUGGCUAUACGCAGUUCCAUGUGGCUUAUGGCCAAGUCCCCGAAGCCGAGGCGGAGUAA